CAUGGCAGCCCCUCUUUGUUCACCGGAAUCAGUGUAAAACGUCACCCGCGCAGCAGCAGCUCAUUUAUUGAACAAAAUUGUUAUUACUAAGCAUUCGUGGCCCCGAUGAAGUAGCUUUGCCUCCAAAUGAAAUUCUGUCGUUUUUCCGACACUUCCAUGGCAGUCAACGCUCGUCGGGAUAAUCAAGCCCCGCGAACACGCGUUAUUAGACCUUUGGGGCUCAAACGGUGCAUAAGUCGAUGCGGAGGCAAUAUGUAGGCCGAGCGUGCACGCGUGGCUGCAGAGAAAGAGAGGAAGAAAGAGAAGCAAAGAGAGAGGCCGCCGUGCGCGUGCUCGCUCCGAGCUAAUUGCGUGAAUUGCGUCAGUUGCGCACGACUGCGGCGCAGCCUUGAAAUGCGCCCGACGCGAGCGAGCGGAGGCGCACUGAGCUCGGGGACACAACAGCAAAAGUUCUCCAGCGCGAGAGGCAGGACGACGCUGACGGAGCCCCUGCAGUCUCGCCUCUCUUCUUUAUGCCUCCUUCCCACUUUCCCUUCCACCGCGGUUUGUGAGGAGCAGAAGUGCGAGGAAGAAGUUUUUCCCCUGGCCAUGAACUACUUAGACAGAUUUCUAGCAGUGGUCCCCACCAAAAAGUGUAACCUGCAGCUGCUAGGAGCAGUUUGCAUGUUUCUCGCAUCCAAAUUGAAAGAGACUCGUCCAUUAACUGCAGAGAAGCUCUGCAUCUACACAGAUAACUCCAUCAGACCACAAGAACUGCUGGAAUGGGAACUGGUGGUGCUGGGGAAGUUGAAGUGGAACCUGGCAGCAGUGACGCCCAACGACUUUAUCGAGCACAUAGUGAGGAGGCUGCCGCUGCCUGAGGAUAAACUGACUCUUAUACGCAAACAUGUCCAGACGUUCAUCGCCCUCUGUGCCACAGAUUUCAGAUUCGCCAUGUACCCUCCAUCCAUGAUUGCCACAGGAAGCGUGGGGGCAGCAAUCUGCGGGUUACAGCUGGACUCAGUGAACCACUCCCAGUGGGGGGACAGUCUGACAGAUCUACUGGCCAAAAUCACAAACACAGAAGUGGAUGUUCUCAAAGAAUGCCAGGAGCAGAUCGAGCGCGUGUUAGAGAGCAGCCUGCGUGAGGGCCGGAAGCAGCAGCAACAGCAGCAGCAGAGCCAGAGAGGCCCGAGCAGUAAAGGCCUGGACGAGCUGGAUCAGUCGUCCACCCCGACAGACGUCCGUGACAUCAACUUGUGAACCACAAGAGGGCCUCAUUUCGCAGGAUUUACAACAACAACAAAAAAUAAGAAUCAUGAAAAAAAUAUAUUUCUUAAAAGCAGAAAAAAAGAACAAAAAAAAAAACAAAAUGCUAAAAACACAAGCCCUUUAAAAGAAAAAGAACAAUGCUUGCUAGUUUUUUGUAGAUUUUUCUGUUCUUCAAGACAAACGCCUGCCCGCGAAAUCUAGAUUUUCUAAAAGCAACAGAUUUGGGGCAUGAUGACGCUCCGUGGUGCCUUGGAUGCACAGAAGGGAAACCAAUCAUAUUUGCAUUCUGCCUUUGAUUGUAUAGAAUGAUCAUUAAGUUAUAUUGUCACCAUAGCUGGUUGGAAGAAAGUUGCAUAUGUGGGAUCAAAGUAUGGGCGCUUAGUCUUAUUCUCGCUCUCUCUUUUGAUAUAUAUUCAUGUUAUCUUGACCAUCAGCAAGAUGUGGAGAGGAAGCCUUGAGAGCAGUAUGCGUAACGUUGGCGGGUCCCAAAUCCGGGGAUGAGAAAGGAUCAUUUGAAUCAUCAUUAUUAGUCGUAGUAAUUAUUAUUAGUCGUAAUAAUAUUAUUUGACAUAUUUUGAGUAGUCAAGAUCAAUAAGCUGCUUUGUCAGGCUGCUUGUAUGUAUGGGUCAGUUAGCGGAUUCAGCAUGCCUCGGUGUGUGUGUGCGUGCGCGCGCGCGCGUGUAUGUGUGCGCAGUCUGAAUGGGAUCCUGUAUCUAAAUUAGCAGUAAACAUUUUAAGGCGUGAGGCACUUACAAUGUUAGAAGACUAUGGAGCAGGCUGAGGUUCCAUACAUACUUUGUCUAUCAGUAUAACGGGGUAUCUAUGCUAUGUCACUGCCUUCAUUCAUCAGCAGUGUAUCUAGGUCUGUUGUUGGCCAGCAAUAAACUGCUGCAUGGACUAUGAAUGAGACACAGUGUGUGUGUGUGUGUGUGUGUGUGUGUGUGUGUGUGUGUGUGCGUGAGUGAGUGAAGGAACCUUCACUUCGCUUAGUGCCCCUCUAAGAGCAUGUUUCUAUAGUCUUUCAUAACCUCAGCCUCAUAGGUCAUGCGAGGCGUUUGUUUUAUUACUGCCAUUCUGUUAAUGAUAUAUGACCACAUAUUGUCACAUAGUGUUACAAUGUUGUGUUUUCUCAGUCAAAGGGUUUUGGAGUGCAGAACUCUCCAACACGAGGCGUUUUAGAGCACAUUUGAUCGGCGGAGAGGACAAUGCCUCGACGACAGGAGGACGGGGGACUUCUGUGUUCAUGGGAAGGGAGGCGACAGGGUGUGAAAAGACAGUUUGCAUGGACGAAUGAAAUAGAAUGGCGACGAGUGUCAGGACGUGGGAGCAUGCUGCUGAUGUACAACUGGUGGCUGAAUGAUGACUAAAACACCCAAUAGAGGUUUGAGAGCAGAAUGAUUUGGUAGGAUUAAAAUUCUUUUUUUAUGGAGGUGUACUAUAACACAGUUAAUUGAGUUGAUUUUUUUUUUUUUGUUUUUUUUUUUUUAAUGUAUUGGUUUCCAUUUACAUGGAUGCUAAAUGAGGAACUAAGGCUGCCAGAUCAUGUGAGGAUGACUUUCCUUUUUUUUGUUGUUGCUUGGAGGAGUACAGGAUAUUGUCAAUGCAUCUGGAGUCCCACAUAGGGUUGUGUUCCGCUCCCUAUAUGAUUUCAAUGGCAAAGCACUUUGAGAACAUGCUCCCCUGGAGAUACAUCAAAAUGAAUUGGUGGUGAUUUGGAGGUGGGUGGGUGUUUCUUUUUCUCUUUCAAUUUGUUUUUUUAGCCUUUUCUUUGGUUUACUUUGUAGGGCUGGUUUCCCAAUGACCCCCUAUGUCAAGCAAGAGUCACAUAAAACAGGACAUUCCAAUCAAAACGAACAUUCCUAUUCAAGCAAAGACCAACUUGAUCCAAGGAGCUUGUUCAUUUCCAAGGAUUGGAACAAAAACAAAGGCCAAGAAACAGUUGCCUCAUCUGUGGCUUUCCUUUACACUGUCAAGAUUUUUUUUUGUACUUGAAUAUUUCUUUCUAUUUAUCUGCAUCACAGCCACAGUCAUGUCACACGGGGCGGCGCUCGGGUGGUCGUAACAUCCAAUAUUUGCACAAGUUCUUCAGAGGCCAAUGAGGUUUUUUUUUUUUGUCUUUUUUGGUUUUGUUUUGUUUUGUUUUAGUUUGCAAACCACCACAAGUGAUGCGUGUUUUAGUGGCUGUUCACUUUCUAUGGUGCUGGCUUGAAACUGCAGAAAUGUUGAACAACAUUGUGUAAGGCUACGUUGUGUGUCAUUCAGUCCUCUUUGAGCUUUGCUGCUUCGAAUAAUCGACGAGGGGGUUCAUCAGGCAGAGAGACACGACCGUGUUUUUCUUUUUUUGGACUUUCACUUGUGCUUGAGUUGUUGUUUUUUCAUCAAUGACAUUGCUGGUUGUCAGACUGAAAAAAAAUGUGGGGAUGUUUUUGUUUUGUUUCAAAUUUGGCGAUUAGAUUUGCCAAAACAUCUAGUUUUCGAUAAUUGCCCUCCUUCAUUUUGCCUCUGCCGGAUGUAAGCUCUCACCCAAACUUAAUGUCUUUCCUGCAAUGUCUUGUUGCGUGUGUUAUAUAUUGAGACCACACUUUCAAUUUGUGUUUGAUAUAUUUUAUGGGGUGACCAGACCCACAAAAGGGUUUUUUUUUUUUUUCUAAGAUUUAGAGAUACUGUAUUCCAAAGUGAAGAGAGGACAGAGGAGGUGUGAAGACAUCAAGAAAAAAAAAGUCAAUAUUUUUAUUGAGUUAUUGUUGUCUUUUUGCGCUGCUAAAAGCUAUGAAUUUGUUUCAUUUAUACAAAAUAACAUUACAGAGUUGUGAUGUGUCACUUGAGUGUGCUGCUAUUUUAUAAACAUUUGUAUUAUAAUAUAAUUAUUUUACUGCUUAAGAGAUAAAUUCAGAAAAACGAAGUAGAAGGUGAUAGAAGAACAUGAAAUGAGUAUUCGACUGGAAAUGUUCUUUGUACAGUUUUGACAUUUUGCUUAGAUAGCAUGUCUCCUUUACCCCUUUUUGAAUCUAUUUUGCUCUUUUUCUUCAGUCACAUUCUGCAUCAGUGGUAUAUGUCCUAUACCUCAGGAUUACUGGCUACAUACAAAAAAAAACACACACACACACACACACAAACCAAUCCAUCAUUGAUACCUCUGCAGUUAGGGAGCCUGGAAUAGAAUAGAAAACAACAAAUUAGCAUUUUGUGGAUGUCCCGCUGUUUGGCUUCCACUCGGACUUACUUGAGGGGGGUGGGGGGUUAAAACAUUUCUGCGGGUCUUCUAGCAUGUUUUGCUCAUGUUGGUGCUACAUCUGACAUGUUUUGGGUAACAACAGCGUUCCCGUGAUGGCCAAAGUACACUUGUUGCUUUAUUCCAUCACAAUUACCCUGAAUGUUCGCCAAUAUGGAUUCCCAAUGUGGGAACGACGUAGUUUGGUCCGAGAUCUGAGAUAAUGUGCGUAUGUGCGUCUGUAUGUGUGCGCCAUUGUAACUACCGCAGAAUGGACAAGGUGAAUUACACCUGUCAUUUUGACUCAUAAAUAUUGUGAUACCUGGAAAUUUGAAUGAAGCACAUUUCCCUUUGAGCCCCCACCCCCCUCCCCCUCCCCCUCCCCCCCCCGGAACCCAUAUCAUGUACCUCAAAUGUCUGUUGCACAACCUCUGUUCAAUAAACUUCUGCUUUAAAGGGUGUGACACCACAUCA
Molecule: messenger RNA, 4936 nt
Organism: Phyllopteryx taeniolatus (common seadragon)
Lineage: Eukaryota; Metazoa; Chordata; Actinopteri; Syngnathiformes; Syngnathidae
Gene: ccnd2a
Product: cyclin D2, a
Exons: 5
Coding region: 394-1242 (282 amino acids)
Biological process (GO): regulation of cyclin-dependent protein serine/threonine kinase activity; positive regulation of G1/S transition of mitotic cell cycle; mitotic cell cycle phase transition
Cellular component (GO): cytoplasm; nucleus; cyclin-dependent protein kinase holoenzyme complex
Molecular function (GO): cyclin-dependent protein serine/threonine kinase regulator activity
Source: RefSeq, a predicted model, not a curated record